Messenger RNA from Lactuca sativa (garden lettuce), 1279 nucleotides. It is a transcript of the gene ECH2, whose product is annotated as enoyl-CoA hydratase 2. Gene Ontology annotation, biological process: fatty acid beta-oxidation. Gene Ontology annotation, molecular function: (3S)-3-hydroxyacyl-CoA dehydrogenase (NAD+) activity; enoyl-CoA hydratase activity; 17-beta-hydroxysteroid dehydrogenase (NAD+) activity. Lineage: Eukaryota; Viridiplantae; Streptophyta; Magnoliopsida; Asterales; Asteraceae. The record is from RefSeq and is a predicted model, not a curated record. Gene Ontology annotation, cellular component: peroxisome.
AUUUGACUUCUUGGAAUGUUCAACGGCAAGGAAGUCAUAAAAUUUUAUCUCAUACCUCGAACUGCGUAAUAUCAUAUAAUCUCUUCUCCGACGCAAGUAAACUCUCUUCUUCAAUCUAUACUACUAUACUGCCAAGAAAAUAAAAUAGAGACUUGAUCACCAGGAGGAGCAAUCAUGAGUGACGAUUCCAUGAUUAAUCCAGAGCUUGUAAUUGAUCACAAAUUCCCAGAGACGACAUACACCUAUAAUGAAAGAGAUGUUGCAGUAUACGCCCUAGGAAUUGGAGCAUGUAGCACAGAUGCUUUAGAUGAUAAGGAGCUCAAAUAUGUUUACCAUGAAGAUGGGCAACAAUCCAUUCAGGUGCUUCCAACUUUUGCAGCAAUCUUUUCCAUUGGACUUAUUAAUAACCUAGAGCAGUUGCCAGGAUUUAUGUUUGAUCCACGCCUUCUUUUACAUGGUCAGCAAUAUAUUGAGAUCUGCAAGCCUUUACCUUCUAAUUGUUCAAUGCGGAACAAGGCGAGCAUUGUAGGAUUGCAUGAUAAAGGUAAAGCUGCAAUUCUUGAGUUUGAAGUUUUGAGUUAUGAAAAAGAGACUGGUGAACUACUAAGCAUGAAUAGAACAACGGUUUAUUUAAGGGGUGCUGGUGGAUUCUCAAAAUCAUCUCCACCAUAUUCAUUUUCUAAGUAUCCAAAGGAUCAAACAGCUUCAAAAACUCCAAAGACUCCACCUUUUGUAGUACAUGAGGAACGUAUUCAACCAUCACAGGCAUUGCUUUACAGGCUCUCUGGUGAUUACAACCCUUUGCAUGCAGAUCCUAAUAUUGCAGAAGUAGCAGGGUUUUCACGCCCUAUUCUUCAUGGACUCUGCACAAUGGGGUUUACUGUGAGGGCUAUUAUUAGAACCAUUUGCAAUGGAGAUGCAAGCCUUGUGAAAGCCAUUUCAGGCCGAUUUCUGUUGCAUGUUUACCCUGGUGAAACAUUGAUCAUUGAAAUGUGGCCUCAAGGAUCCAGAGUUUUAUAUCAGACAAAGGUUAAAGAAAGAAACAGAGCAGUGCUUUCUGGAUUUGUUGACCUCAAUCGUUCAAGAACUUCAUCUCUGUGAGUUUUAUAUCAGACAAAAGUCAAGGCAAGUAUCUUUUUGUUUUUCUGUGUAAGAAAUGUAAUAGAAGCUUGAAAUUCUUGUGUUCUGCAUUUAUUAAUAAUUAUACUGUUUGUCUGUUGUUAGAAUUUAAGGUUCUGAAGUUAAAUAUGAUCCAAUAAGAAAUCUCUACAUUUGUUUA